UUAAAUAGGAUGAAGAUCUUACACCCGAGCAAAUCGCUGUUUUGCAAAAGGCUUUCAACAGUUUCGAUAGCCAAAAGAGUGGCAGCAUCUCUACCGAAUUGGUAGCCGAUAUUUUGCGUUUGAUGGGACAACCUUUUGAUAAGAAAAUCCUUGAAGAACUUAUUGAAGAAGUCGAUGAAGACAAAUCCGGUCGUUUGGAAUUUGAAGAAUUCGUACAAUUAGCCGCUAAAUUCAUCGUUGAGGAAGAUGCUGAAGCUAUGCAAAAGGAAUUGCGCGAAGCCUUCCGUUUGUAUGACAAACAAGGCAAUGGAUACAUUCCCACCACCUGCCUUAGAGAAAUCCUCAAGGAAUUGGACGAUGCUUUGACCGAACAAGAAUUGGAUAUUAUGAUUGAAGAAAUCGAUUCUGAUCGCUCUGGCACAGUUGAUUUUGAUGAAUUCAUGGAAAUGAUGACUGGCGAAUAAAGCAACCAACCAACCCACCCGUCAACCAACCCACCCAUCAACCAACCCAAUAAA
Messenger RNA from Musca vetustissima, 518 nucleotides. RefSeq names its product troponin C. The transcript is spliced from 4 exons. The coding region runs from base 123 to 464 and encodes 113 amino acids. Lineage: Eukaryota; Metazoa; Arthropoda; Insecta; Diptera; Muscidae. The record is from RefSeq and is a predicted model, not a curated record. Gene Ontology annotation, molecular function: enzyme regulator activity; calcium ion binding.